This is a messenger RNA of Oncorhynchus gorbuscha (pink salmon), 825 nucleotides long. Its product is annotated as MORN repeat-containing protein 2-like. NCBI's taxonomy places the organism in Eukaryota, Metazoa, Chordata, Actinopteri, Salmoniformes, Salmonidae. The record is from RefSeq and is a predicted model, not a curated record. The transcript has a single exon. The coding region runs from base 90 to 524 and encodes 144 amino acids.
AAAUGUAUUGACUAGCUUGACAGCCAGCUAAAGUUAGCUAAAAGCUCUAACUAUAUUGAGUAAAUUCAAUUUGACGAAGCAUUACUAAAAUGUCAGAGAAGAAAAAAGGAAAGGUCACAGAAAGCGAAGAGGAAGGGAAUUUGCAAGUAUCCUACAUUUUCCCAAAUGGUGACAGAUAUGGAGAGUGCUGCGGGUCCACAGAGGGAGUCGUGGUGAGGCGUGGUAUGGGCAAACACACCUCAGCCAGUGGUGUCACCUACACUGGAGAGUGGCAUGAUGACAAGAUGAAUGGCAGAGGGACUCUGGAGCAUCCCUCUGGGGCCCUGUAUGAAGGGGACUUCAAAGACAACAUGUAUCAUGGCACAGGGACAUACAGCUUCUCUGACGGGACCAAAUACUGCGGCAGCUUCAGCAAGAACAGGUUGGAGGGUGACGGGGAGUUCAUCGACUCUCAGGGACUUGUUUGGAUUGGAGGCUUCCACAACAAGGCAGCUCCUGGAUUAAAACUUAAACUCAGCAUGUAACCCAUGACAUAAUGAAAGACUUUAGUAGUCAGCGUAUGACAGUGUGGUGCACACACCUCAUGGCACCGUGCAAUGAAUGAGUCAUUGCUUUGAGUCACACAGCCAAGAGUCCUCUUUGGAGGUGCUGAAACACAGUCUGUCUGUGUGUGUGUGUGGCUGUGUAAGCCUCAGUUAACCAACAGUGUUAAGCUAAAACUGUUUCUACUACAGUUUAUUUGGAAUCUUUUAACUCUUCAUAAACAGCGUACAAAUCUAGAUCGGUGGAGGAAUCCAUCAAUGUUCUGUUUCUUGAACGCCAACA